Messenger RNA from Daucus carota subsp. sativus, 2235 nucleotides. Its product is annotated as exocyst complex component EXO70A1. Gene Ontology annotation, molecular function: phosphatidylinositol-4,5-bisphosphate binding. NCBI's taxonomy places the organism in Eukaryota, Viridiplantae, Streptophyta, Magnoliopsida, Apiales, Apiaceae. The record is from RefSeq and is a predicted model, not a curated record. The transcript has a single exon. Gene Ontology annotation, cellular component: exocyst. Bases 147 to 2072 code for a protein of 641 amino acids. Gene Ontology annotation, biological process: exocytosis.
ACUCAAUAAGAAAACUAAAGGCAGCUUCCCGAUGACUCCCACCCUUGUUAAGUUAUCCAAUAAAAUUGUACUACAAGUCCAUCUGAGCACUAAUUUUACAUCUUCAUCGCCAAUCCCUUAGGCAAGAUCUUUGUUAAACAAUAAUAAUGUCUACAUUUGUUUUACCUCCUCUAAUAAAACUGCGUUUCCCUACUGACACAAUUGGUGAAGACUACUACAGAGAAGAAACAAGCGUUUCAUCAUCAGCAGAGAUCACGGAAACUAACAGUUCUUUGUCAUCUUGGACAUGUCCAGGGGUUCUGACAUCCACAGAAAUUACUUCAACUGCUUAUGCAGACACCAAAGUCCAGCAGCCACCAUUAACUUCAGCAACCGCUUAUGCCUUUCAGGACACUAAAAUACCAGAUUUGGGAUCAGCUACAAAAAUAAUUAACUAUGUAGAUGGACGCAGCUCAUUCAGUUCUUUAAUGCAGCUACAAGAACUUAUCUAUGAUGCGCGGAGCACGUUCACUGAGUACUUGUAUGCAGUAGAUGAGGUUCAGCAAUCAACUAAGUCCGGUAUGAUCUCCAGUUAUGAGACUCAAAGACGUGCAAUGAAAACACUGCAGCUGGUUUUUAAAGGAAUAUUAACCUUCUCAAUUAGUGGAACCAGAUCUUAUCUCAGGAGUUCCACAGUGUACUCAAGUAGUGUGACUAGCAGUUCUAGCUAUGAGUUGCAGGGAAGCGGUUAUACUGUGCAAGGUGAGCUGUCCUCAGAGCAGGUCUAUCGUCUCCAAAAUAUAGCAGAGAGGCUGAAUUCCACAGGAUGUCUUGGGGACUGCAUAGAGGCUUACAAGAUUUCAAGGAAGUCAGCAGUGGAUGCAAGGUUUCUGAGAUUUGGCUUUGGGAAGUGGAGCAUCGACGACUUACAGGGCUUGGACUCUGAAGAAUUCACUGCAAAUAUUAGGUUAUGGAUACAAACAGCCAGGAAAUUCUACAACAGUUUCUUUCCCGGGGAGAGGCAAUAUUAUGAGCAGAUCUUCGGAGGUGUAAGCUCUGUCACAUAUGACAACUGUUUCCUACCUAUAGUCAAAGAGGUUGCAAUUGAGUUGAACAAUUUUGCAAAUGCUGUAAGUUCCAUUGCAUCAUUUCAGAAACUAUUUGCUGUUUUGGAUCUGUACAAGGCUCUGUCUGUUUUAAUACCUGAGAUUCGAAACAUGUUCUCCACUAAAUUAUCUGCAUAUAUAUCUCAAGGGGCAAUAAAGACUAUUGAAAACCUUGCAACUCUAGUAAGGCAACUGUUUUCCAGCUUUGAGGAUACUGUGCUCAACGAGAGAUUGAACACUCUGACCCGAGAUGGUUCAAUCCAUUCUUUGACUAAAUACGCGAUGAAUUAUGUUACUAGCAUCUCACAGUAUGAGGAACUUCUGAAAAGUAUAAUCUUAUCUGGGCCAAUUGAAAGUGUGGGAUAUCAGUUGGAUGAGCAAUCAUUGGAGGAUUCCGGUAAAUCUCCAUUGCAACUCCACCUGAUUUGGAUCAUGAUUAGCCUAAGAAUUAAUCUGGAAGGCAAAUCAAGAUGUCAUGAACAUUCAUCACUGCGCUAUGUAUUCAUCAUGAACAACGUUAACUAUGUAAUCAAGACAAUUAUAGGGUCUCCGGAAUUACUAGAGUUGAUUGGGAAGGAGUAUGUGUUGAAAUUGAGCAAAGAUGUCAUACAGGCAACACACUUCUAUUCUUCAUCCAUGUGGCCCAGGCUUUUAUACUGUUUAAGGGAUCCUAGACUAAGCAAUAAGUUUACAUUUUACGACAAGCUUUCAAAGGAUUCCCUGAAGGAUAGGUUCAAGGCUUUCAACACGACAUUUGAAGAGGUCUGUCAGACUACAUCUUUUGUGUUGGAUAUUCAGUUGCGCGAUCAGCUUCAUAAGUUCAUACUUAGAAAGUUGCUUCCGGCUUAUAAGUGCUUUCUAGAAAAAUACGGGAGCCACACACUGAGCAAAAGGUACAAGGAGAAAUAUAUCAAGUACUCCCCAGAGGACCUCGACUAUGCUUUCAGAACACUGACUAAUGACAAUGGUUUUUCUGUUGAAUGUUAAAUCAGGAUUCUGAUAUUAUCUAGGCCGUUUCCUUAGUAUCUGCACAUAGCUUAUCACCAUCUAUCCGCAACUCUGUAAUUGUUUCUUAUCUAGUAAUUUAGUGCUCAGAUGACCUUUGUAUGCUGCAUAAUCUUUAAACCUUUACUUUGUUCUUUCUAUGCAA